Molecule: messenger RNA, 2264 nt
Organism: Pimephales promelas (fathead minnow)
Lineage: Eukaryota; Metazoa; Chordata; Actinopteri; Cypriniformes; Leuciscidae
Source: RefSeq, a predicted model, not a curated record
GGACACCGGAAAAUACCCUGGACUCGUGUGGGAGAACGACGAGAAGAGCAUCUUUCGGAUUCCGUGGAAGCACGCGGGGAAGCAGGACUACAACAGGGAUGAGGAUGCUGCGCUCUUCAAGGCUUGGGCACUAUUCAAAGGAAAGUUCCGGGAGGGGAUCGAUAAACCUGACCCACCAACUUGGAAAACGCGUCUUCGGUGUGCUCUUAACAAGAGCAAUGACUUUGAGGAAAUUGUGGAACGCAGUCAACUUGACAUAUCGGACCCCUAUAAAGUGUAUAGGAUUAUUCCGGAAGGAUCCAAAAAAAGGUUCCAGAUCUAUUGAUGAUUCACAGUCCAAUUCAAACUCACCUAGUUAUCCAAUACACCCACCUUAUGCACCAGCACCUUCUCAGGUGUGCAACUACAUUUCUCCAGCAGAGAGAGGAUGGAGGGAUUACCCCACCCUGUCUGAGAUCCCUUACAGUCAGAGCCCCUACACUCCACGCUGGGACCCUGGGUACCAGUUCAGUGGCUCCUUCUUCAGUUGCAAUACAUCUGAUCCACAGCCGUCACCCUUCACCCUGGACACCAGCAUGAGAUCCGCUGAGGCUCUGGCCCUCUCAGAUUACCGCUUAAAUGUGAUGGUGUUUUACCGGGAUGCCCUGGUGCGAGAGGUAACAGUGAAUAAUCCAGAUGGCUGUCAGCUAGGCCCUAGCAGAGAGGGACAGGCCUUCGCUUCACCUGAGACUCCAGAACUGGUUGAACUCCCUCACGCCGAAAGGGCAUCUCUGGAGCGGGGUGUUAUACUCUGGAUGGCUCCUGACGGGCUCUACGCCCGCCGCCGCUGCCCCUGCAGGGUGUACUGGGAGGGAGCUCACGCUCCACCUACUGACAAACCCAACAAGCUGGAGAGAGAGCAGAACUGCAAACUGCUGGACACUCAUCUGUUCAUAACAGAGUUGCAGAGUUACGCCCUGCACGCUCGUCCUGCGCCAUGUUCCCAAGUGCUGCUAUUCUUUGAGGAUGAGAGUGCUGAAGCGCAAAGGCCUAGAAGGACAUUCACAGUCCAGGUUGAGCCACUGUUUGCUCGCCAGCUUCUCUACCUCAGUCACCCAAGCAGCAUGAACUACAUCCGCAGCCAUGAGCUUUCACACCUUCCCCCUGAGCACGCCAUCUCCCCGACCCAAGAUUACCACAGAGUCGUUACGCAUCACCAUAACAACGCCUCUCAAAAUUGACCCUGGAGGCUAAAUCCCGGAUUACAGGGAGAGUUCACCUAAAAAUGAAGAUUCUGUCAUAAUUGAUUUACUCUCAUGUUGUUCCAGACUUGUAUGACUUUCUUUCUUGGACAACAUUGGAGCGCACUGACUUCAAUUGUAUGGACUAGAAAACAUUUCACAAAUUAUCUGCUUUCAGAAAGUCAUACACGUUUACAAUGUGAAUAAUGACAGAAUUUUCAUUUUUUUUAACGAACUAUCCCGUUAUUUUCACAUUUGUAAUUUUUAAAGGAGGUUAACGCCACACGGUUAAGGCGUUCUGCUUAUCAACAGAUAACGGACAAGAAGUUAUUACGGUAAAAUAGCUUGCAGGCUCACCAAGUGCCGUACUUGUCCAAUCAAUAUGCAAACAAGAAUGUUAACCCAGGGCAAUCUUGAAACUUGACAACCCAGGACUAAUUACUAACCCGGGAUGAAGGUUGAACAGUGUGAAAUAUGGAAGAAUUGUAAAAAGGCCACAAGUUCUGUAAGCUAAAGUGUAAAAGGCAAAUGUUGGAAUUCUACGGUGCACCUGGAGCUUCGAGACUCAAGGAACUGAGCAGAAUCCCACCAGGAUAAUCUAUAGUGCUAACAGACAGCAUCAGUCGCAGACUGUUGUCAUGUUUAAUACUGAGAAAGAUGCUAAUCUGUGUAGAACUCACGAUGAUAAAUGAUUGUUUCUUGUCGAUUUAAUGUCAAAUAUGUGAGCUGUUUGCUGACAUAAGAAUGUAAAGUGUGAAUAGCUGUGACUGAGUGUUUCUUGCUACGUUUGUUUGAGCUGUGAUGUCUUGCAGUUAGAUAGUAAAAGCCAAAGAAUUAGGAUUUGGAUGUGUAUUGGCGAUGCAUUUAGAAGGGAAAACAAGUAUGAAAACCUUUCAGUGUUCAAAUGGCAGUUAUUUUAUAAAGCUUUCUCUGUACAAUUCUGACAAAAUGUUAUACUUUUUUAUUCCACUACUUUUGCUUUUAUAUGUCAUUGAGAUGAAUUCAUGUCACCUUUGGUUUUAAUAAAAAAAGGUGAAAAACUGA